Molecule: messenger RNA, 417 nt
Organism: Hydra vulgaris (swiftwater hydra)
Lineage: Eukaryota; Metazoa; Cnidaria; Hydrozoa; Anthoathecata; Hydridae
Product: notch-regulated ankyrin repeat-containing protein
Biological process (GO): protein K6-linked ubiquitination
Cellular component (GO): BRCA1-A complex; BRCA1-BARD1 complex
Molecular function (GO): protein binding; ubiquitin-protein transferase activity
Source: RefSeq, a predicted model, not a curated record
AUGUCUGAACAACUAAGUCGAAAACUAAGUCAUAACAUUUUGCACACUCCUGAUUACAAUACUCAAAGAAAAAGUUUGUUGGAAAAGACUUACUCAACUGUAGAUAAUGAAACAAAGCUUAUUAAUGCAGUCGCCAGAGACGAUAUAGAAGAUGUUAGAAAAAUACUUAGAACGCCGAAUAUUUUAAUAAACGCUAUUAGAAAACCAGGUUGGUCAGCAAUUCAUCACGCAUGUAAAAACGGUAAUCAAGAAAUGGUUAAAUUAUUAUUAAAAAAUGGGGCAGACAUAAAUUUGUGUUCUGAAGAUAAAUUAUAUCCGCUUGAAAUAGCUUCAGUAGGAGGAAACUUUGAACUAUCUUCGUUUCUUAUUGAAAAUGGCGCUAAGUCUCAAAGCAUUAUUAACGGAAUGCGAAUAUAG